This is a messenger RNA of Cololabis saira (Pacific saury), 3271 nucleotides long. It is a transcript of the gene ercc2, whose product is annotated as excision repair cross-complementation group 2. Gene Ontology annotation, molecular function: DNA helicase activity; damaged DNA binding; ATP binding. Bases 132 to 2414 code for a protein of 760 amino acids. Gene Ontology annotation, cellular component: nucleus. The record is from RefSeq and is a predicted model, not a curated record. Lineage: Eukaryota; Metazoa; Chordata; Actinopteri; Beloniformes; Belonidae. Gene Ontology annotation, biological process: positive regulation of mitotic recombination; transcription by RNA polymerase II; nucleotide-excision repair. The transcript has 23 exons.
AAAGAGCACCACACUGCAUCCGAGCUGCAGUUUGUGUUCAGUUUUUGUUUUUCAUAUUUCUUCACAUUUUAGAUAAUUACGAAGGCGGUUUCUGAUAACGAAGAGGAUAUAAUCUUAAACUAUAAGAGAAAAUGAAGUUGAACCUCGAGGGUCUGCUGGUGUAUUUUCCAUAUGACUACAUCUAUCCGGAGCAGUAUUCCUACAUGCUGGAGCUCAAGAGGACCCUGGAUGCCAAGGGUCAUGGAGUCCUGGAGAUGCCUUCAGGGACCGGGAAGACCAUCUCUCUGCUGUCUCUCAUCGUUGCCUACCAGAGGGCUUUUCCUUUGGAGGUGACCAAGUUAAUCUACUGCUCGAGAACGGUUCCUGAAAUCGAGAAGGUUGUGGAGGAGUUGAGGAAACUGAUGGAGUUUUACGCCAAAGAAACUGGAGAGGUCAACAACUUCCUGGCUCUGGCUCUUUCCUCCAGGAAAAACCUGUGCAUCCACCCUGAGGUGAGCUCGCUGCGCUUCGGCAAGGAGGUCGACGGGAAGUGUCACAGUCUGACGGCGUCGUACAUUCGGGCGCAGCGCCACAUCAACCCCGACCAGCCCGUCUGUCGCUUCUAUGAGGAGUUCGAUGCCGUCGGACGGCAGGUCCCGAUCCCUCCGGGGAUCUACAACCUGGACGACCUGAAGGACUUCGGCAGACGGAAAGGCUGGUGUCCGUACUAUCUGGCCCGCUACGCGCUCCUGCACGCCAACAUCGUGGUGUACAGCUACCACUACCUGCUGGACCCCAAGAUAGCCGACCUGGUGUCCAAAGAGCUGGCCAAGAAGUCUGUGGUGGUGUUUGACGAAGCCCAUAAUAUUGACAACGUGUGCAUCGACUCCAUGAGCGUGAACAUCACUAGAAGGACGCUGGACCGCUGCCAGACCAACGUGGACACCCUCCAAACCACCAUCCAAAAUAUUAAAGAGUCGGACGCUGCUAAGCUGAAGCAGGAGUACCGGCGCCUGGUGGAGGGGCUGAAGGAGGCCAACGUUGCCAGGGAGACGGACGUCUACCUGGCAAAUCCGGUGCUGCCCGACGAAAUUCUGAAAGAGGCGGUUCCUGGUUCUAUCCGAACAGCUGAGCACUUCGUUGGUUUCCUGCGACGGUUCCUGGAGUACCUGAAGUCUCGACUGCGGGUGCAGCACGUCGUGCAGGAGAGCGCGCCGCAGUUCCUCAAAGACAUCUUUGAGAAAGUCUGCAUCGACCGCAAGCCGCUCAGGUUUUGUGCCGAGAGGCUGCAGUCGUUGCUACGGACCCUGGAGAUCUCCGACAUCGCAGACUUCUCAGCCGUCACUCUCAUCUCCAACUUUGCCACCCUGGUCAGCACCUACAGCCAAGGUUUCACCAUCAUCAUCGAACCCUUCGAAGACAGAACCCCAACUAUCGCCAACCCGGUGCUGCACUUCAGCUGCAUGGAUCCCUCCAUAGCCAUCAAACCGGUUUUCCAGAGGUUUCAGUCCGUCGUCAUCACCUCGGGGACUCUCUCCCCUCUGGACAUCUACCCCCGCAUCCUUGACUUCCGGCCCGUUACCAUGGCGUCCUUCACCAUGACGCUGGCGCGGACGUGCCUCUGCCCUCUGAUCGUCGGCAGAGGCAACGACCAGGUGGCUCUGAGCUCCAAGUUUGAGACCAGAGAAGACUUUGCUGUUAUCCGUAACUACGGCAACCUGCUUCUGGAGAUGUCUGCGAUAGUCCCCGACGGGAUCGUGGCGUUUUUCACCAGCUACAUCUACAUGGAGAACAUAGUGGCGUCCUGGUACGAGCAGGGGAUCCUGGAGAACAUCCAGAGGAACAAGCUGAUCUUCAUCGAGACUCCGGAUGCGGCGGAGACGAGCAUGGCCCUGGAGAAGUACCAGGAGGCGUGUGAGAACGGCCGAGGAGCCAUCCUGCUGUCCGUGGCCAGAGGAAAGGUGUCUGAAGGAAUAGACUUUGUGCACCAUUUCGGCCGGGCAGUCAUCAUGUUCGGGGUUCCUUACGUCUACACGCAGAGCCGCAUCCUGAAGGCUCGGCUGGAGUACCUGCGGGAUCAGUUCCAGAUCAGAGAGAACGACUUCCUGACGUUCGACGCCAUGCGUCACGCAGCCCAGUGCGUCGGCAGAGCCAUCAGAGGGAAGACCGACUACGGGCUCAUGAUCUUCGCAGACAAGCGAUACGCCCGGGCCGACAAACGGGGAAAGCUGCCGCGCUGGAUUCAGGAGCACAUCAGCGACGGCAGCCUGAACCUCACCGUGGACGAGACGGUGCAGCUGUCCAAGCACUUCCUCCGGCAGAUGGCCCAGCCGUUCCGACAGGAGGACCAGCUGGGUCUGUCUCUGCUGACGCUGGAGCAGCUGCAGUCCGAGGACAUGCUGCAGAAAAUCGCUCAGAUGGCUCACCAGAGCUGAAGCGCACGCCAUUACGCCAUCGCCGUAGCAACACCGCGAGUGGAUGCAACUGAUACUGAAACCGAUCAAACAAGAAGAUGCAACUCUGAGCCGAUUUUUAAACUUGUCUUGAGUUUUCAGAGACUGUGUGGACCGGGUCACUUUAAAUACUCCUCUGGAUUAGUUCUUUUUUAAGUUAUAUCUAAACAAAAGAUAUUUUGUCCUGGAUGUACAAUCAGAACAUUGAUCGCAGGUUUGGAGAACCGACGGUAACAUCAGAGGCCUCUGAAAGCAGCAUUAAGCAUCAUGAGAAGAAGAAAUAAUGUUUAUUUUUCACAUCAUGGGUCACAGAACCAGCCCUGAAACUGGUCUGGUUUGUUUGCAGAACUCUGAACUUUCACUCAGGACCAGCUUUCAGAUACACAUAGUUCACCUACAGAACAGAAGUGAGUCUUUCAAGCGUCCACAAAGCGUUUUCUGAACCUUUUGAGCUUAAAACGGUUUAAAUCUUCAAUCUUUCUGCAUUCAUGACGGUUCUUUAGAAAAAGGGCAGAAAUAACAUCAUCAUUGACUUAAACUCUCGACCUCACGUUCAGGUGGAGCUCAGCGUUCGUGUCCUCUUGCAUCGGGUGGACUUUGUUUUAUACUUUUAGUCCAUGUUUCCAUCAGCUGCCGGACAGGGAACCGGUUCUGGUGUCGAGACCCUGUUUUCUGGUCGGGAGCCGAUCUAAAAAGUGUUGAACCAGGACGGGAAGCGGCCGCUGCAUCGUGUUGUCUGUCAUACAGACGAGGCUCGUUUUUCUUUAACCGCAACAUUUUAUACUGAGCUGUUGGUGUCUCUGUUUUCUAAGGUGAAUUUUCAGAUAUAAAAUGUUUAU